This is a messenger RNA of Heterocephalus glaber (naked mole-rat), 2340 nucleotides long. RefSeq names its product mitochondrial E3 ubiquitin protein ligase 1 (gene Mul1). Gene Ontology annotation, cellular component: mitochondrion. Gene Ontology annotation, molecular function: ubiquitin-protein transferase activity. Gene Ontology annotation, biological process: organelle organization; protein ubiquitination. The record is from RefSeq and is a predicted model, not a curated record. Lineage: Eukaryota; Metazoa; Chordata; Mammalia; Rodentia; Bathyergidae.
CGACGUCACUUCCGGGUGACUGUCUGGGGGUUUCCGGGAGGGGCCUCCAGGAAGGGUCCUCGUUGGUCGAGGGUGGGGGCCGGUGAAGCGGGGGUUUCGCGGUCCUGUCCUCCUUACGUUCGGCACCUGGGGCUCGGCGCCGCCAUGGACAGUGGGGGGCGGCCCUCGCUGGGCCAGGUUAUCCUCCUGGGCACUAGCUCCGUCGUCACCGCCAUCCUGUACUCGGUGUACCGGCAGAAGGCCCAGGUCGCGCAAGAGCUCAAGGGAGCUAAGAAAAUCCACUUGGGUGAAGAUUUAAAGAAUAUUCUUUCAGAAGCACCUGGAAAAUGUGUGCCUUAUGCUGUUAUCGAAGGAGCUGUGCGAUCUGUUAAAGAAACACUCAACAGCCAGUUUGUGGAGAACUGCAAGGGGGUGAUUCAGCGGCUGACGCUUCAGGAGCACAAGAUGGUGUGGAAUCGAACAACCCACCUUUGGAAUGACUACUCAAAGAUCAUCCACCAGAGGACUAACACGGUGCCCUUUGAUCUGGUGCCACACGAAGAUGGUGUGGAUGUGGCUGUCCGAGUGCUGAAGCCCCUGGAGUCAGUGAAUUUGGGUUUAGAGACUGUGUACGAGAAGUUCCACCCCUCAGUCCAGUCCUUCACGGAUGUCAUUGGCCACUACAUCAGUGGUGAGCGGCCCAAAGGUAUCCAGGAGACUGAGGAGAUGCUAAAGGUGGGGGCCACCCUCACUGGGGUUGGAGAACUCGUCCUGGACAACAACUCGGUCCGCCUGCAGCCCCCCAAACAAGGCAUGCAGUACUAUCUGAGCAGCCAGGACUUUGACAGCCUGCUGCAGAGGCAGGAGUCGAGUGUCAAGCUCUGGAAGAUCCUGGCCCUGGUGUUUGGCUUUGCCACGUGUGCCACCCUCUUCUUUAUCCUCCGGAGGCAGUACCUGCAGUGGCAGGAACGCCUGCGCCUGGAGCAGAUGCAGGAGGAGUUCCGGGAGCGUGAGGCCCAGCUGCUGAGCCAAGCCUCGCCGGAGGACAGGGAGAGUCUCAAGAGUGCCUGUGUCAUGUGUCUGAGCAGCUUCAAGUCCUGUGUCUUUCUGGAGUGUGGCCAUGUGUGUUCCUGCCAUGAGUGCUACCGUGCCUUGCCAGAGCCCAAGAAAUGCCCCAUCUGCCGGCGGAAGAUCACCCGGGUGGUUCCCCUGUACAAUAGCUAACAGCCUUGCGGCCACACAGGUGAACCUGGAAGCAGCUCCCCCUCCUCAGGGAGUUUGUCCUGAGCCCUCUAGAAGAGCUGCAGUGGGGACUGCUGUACAUCCAGGGGUGACUGAGCCAGAACUGUCCAGACCCACACCUCUACCAGCAGGGCCGUUGCCUUUCCAGCCCAGAGCAGGUUGGGGAGCCCCGCUCUGCGUGGAAGCCGUGGCUGGCAUCUCUUCCUGAGAAGCAGAUUGAUGUGGGGGAGACUGGAAGGACCCCAUUGCCUGAGCACCAGUGCUCUCUUGGACCUCACUGGGGAUGUUGAUUGCUGUGGCUCUGGGAGGAAAGGCUGGGCCCUGAGGGCCUCGCAGAGCUGCCUUUGGGGAUGCUCUUCUGUAGCUUUUCUUCUUUUGCUUCCACCCAGAGAAAAGGUCUUCCUUCAGAAUUGUCAGGCUGGACCAGUCACUUGUGUCCCUUUCUCCUCAACUCCUGGCCUAAAUGUGUGCACAUGUGUAAGAGGACAAAGGAAGUGAGGUCAGCCCCUCUGCCUCUGCCCAAACAGGUGGGCCACAGAUGAGCAGAAAGACAAGAAGGGUCUUGAGGGGUGAUUGUCAGCCCUUCUAGUGUCCCCUGACCCAGGAAGGUCCUGCCGAGAGCACACCUCCGUCCUGAUGCGGAGCUCCUGCAGCUUGCAGGGCCCCGGGCAGCUCAGGUUUCCCAGCUGGGAGAUGAGCCAGGGAGCCGACCUGAAGGAAGCAACAAGGACAUUGCUGAGCUGGCCUUCUGGCUCUUGUAGCUUCUUCGGUCGCUUUCACCAAGGAAAAGUAGCCAGCACCCAGAGCACCCAGCUGUUCAGGGCUGCUUUCUGUCCCUGGCCUGUGGCAGAGGUAACAUCCCAGGGGGGCAGUCACAUUUCUUGGCUGUGUCACCCUUCACCCCCUUCCUGCCCCUGUUGAGCCUGUGAGUACAAGAGAAGUUGGGGACCACCCUUCUCCACCUCUGAGUGGCCAAAAAACGUAGCUCUUUUUAUUGUCCCUCCCUGUCCUUGACUCUCCAUCCUCCUUUGUGUAGGGGAUGGGGUGGUCUCAGGGGCCUGACACUAGUAUCACACAGUGUCAGUGUGCACAGCACAAAUUAAACAUACUGCAACCAUG